UUAUCAGCGUGACGUGACUGGAAGGCAAAUAAAAGUUUAUCAACUCUCCUUAACAACCAUAUAUGCUAGCCAUAUGCAGGCAUCCCAACUUUGCCAGUCUAAUUAAACAAACGUCAAGGGUUGUGUUGUCGGCGCGCUUAAAGAUUCCUUAAAACCUUCCUCCCAAUGAAACCAUAACCUGCUCCAGCGUUCAUCACGCAACCCACUAGCAACAACGAGAUGAUGUUAGUAGAUGAUCGUGUCUGGGCUCUGUUCAAGGGACACUGGCAGCACACACUGACUUACUGGAGCGUGUUCUUCAGUUUCGGGCUGUGUAUCGCGUUCCUGGGGCCGACCAUCCUGGACCUGAGGUGUCAGACUCAGUCCACUCUGCAGGAGAUCACUUGGGUCUUCUUCGCCCAACAGCUCUUCCUCAUGCUGGGGAGCGCCCUGGGAGGACUCUUCAAGAAGACGCUCCGCUGCUCCCUCUCAGCUCUCUUCGUCUCCAGUCUUGUCAUCUCCGUGGUGUUUGCCAUCAUCCCACUUUGCCACCAUGUGCUGAUGCUGGCUGUUGCCAUGGCGAUAUCUGGCACGGCAAUGGGGGUGAUUGACACUAUCGCCAACCUGCAGCUGGUGAAGCUCUACCAGAAAGACUCAGCCAUUUUCCUACAGGUCCUGCAUUUCUUCAUAGGGCUGGGAGCGUUGGUCAGUCCCCUGGUAGCAGACCCAUUCCUGUCGGAGGGGAGUUGUGUUUUGGGGGGGAACAUGACAGCCAACUCCUCCACUGACCUCCAUCACCUCCGCAGCUACCUGGCAGGUAAGGGGACAACCCCUCUGCACAACGUAUCCCACCACUACCACCUCCACACAGAGGGCAUCAUCACCACCAAUGUGUCCUACGCAUUCUGGAUCAUGGCUCUUAUCAAUCUGCCUGUACCAGUAGCAGUGUAUGUGUUGAUGUAUCGUGAGAGGCUGUUCCCCUGCUCGAACCACAGCCCACGUCUACUGGACAAGGAGAAAAACUCACAGAAGAACCAACAGGACCACAAUAUCCAGGGGUCACGGGGUUUGUUUGGCUGCUGUAACUAUGCUGAUGUGAAGGAUCGCCCUGCCUCCUAUUUCCUCCUCUACAUUCUGGGCGGAGCCGUGCUCUUCAUCACUGACGGCAUAAUAGGUUCUUACACAGGAUUCAUUUACACCUACGCAGUGUCUCCUCCCCUCUCUCUGCCUCACAAGACGGCAGGCUGUCUGACCAGUGUGUUCUGGGCAUCCGUCACCGCGGGCAGACUGGCGUCUAUAUAUCUGUCAUACAGAUACACACAACAACGACUCAUCUCGGUCAGCCUGGCAGGGAUGAUGGUGGUGCAGUGUCUGCUGUUGAUCCUGUACUCCAGCCCUGUGUUCCUCUUCAUGGGGACGUGUGUGUUAGGCCUCUUCAUCAGCAGUGUGUUCCCCUGCAUGGUGGCCCUCACAGAAGACAUGGUCAACUAUAAAGGGUGUGCCACUACUGUCCUGGUGACCAGUGCUGGUACAGGAGAGAUGGUGCUGCAGCUUCUCACAGGACAGUUGAUCCACAGUAAAGGCAGUUAUAGUUUCAUGUUGGUUGGUAUGAUAUCAUCCUGCAUCGGAUUCACAGUAUUCCUGGGCCUAAUCUACAUCCAGCAUCUACACAGGAGCUCCCAAGCAGCCACUAGUAAGGAAAUCGCCAUGACAGAGAAGCCUUCAAGUGAGUAAUGGAGAGGCCGUGAGGAUGAAUCAACGGAAAGAGAGGACUGUUUAAACAAAUGACGGAAAAACAGAAAUGACCCAAAUGUUUAAAAUGGCUGGAGGAAAGACAGUCCAAUGUUAGACUUCAGUCCCUCUGCUCCUUUCAUCCAGCUCUCAACACCCAGACAAUCAAGUUAAACGCAAAGACCCCCCCCCCCCCCAGAUCAAACAAACUGAUUGAUUCAGCUGGCCUUAUAUACCAAAAUACAUCUUCCAAUUUAUCAUUCUAAGCAGUAUUUGAGUGGAGACAGUAUUGUAUGUUUUUCAACUGGGAAAUGUUUUAUGCACUACCUGUCUGACCAUGACUGUAGCAUUCAUAAACCAGGAGUUGGGAGAGUAGAUGUUAACUUGUUCAUGUCUUUUUAAAUGCCCUCUGACCCAUGACACAGUGUAAAGCCAUGAACAGGUGGAGACCAAAGCUUCCUCCAUUGGCAAACUCAACGGCAGCUGGUGUCCUGCUGGAUCCUUACUGCUCCAUGUCUUAUAGAGCUUUCAUGUAGACAGUGACCCGUGUGACUCCAGUGGAGUGGUCACAUGAGGACAGAUGGUGUUGCUAUGUGAGCAAGGUGUGGUGGUUAGUUACCUCGUAAAACUCACUGGAUUAGGAAAACAAGUCUUGUGGGGACAUACUUCCAAAUCUAGUCUUCAGAGGCUAAGGAACAGACAAACAGGGUGACUAGAGCAAGGUUUUUUUUAAUAGUCUUCUGUUAAACGCUUCCUAUUUCACCUCGAACACAAACAGCUUGUAAACAUUUGAAAAGCAUUGAACAAAUAAUUUACAGAAGUGAACAAAACAAGAACGAUAGAAGCAAAUGUACUGGUUUUAUAAUUGAAUUGUGAUUCAAAUAAAAACAAUUGUUAAAAUGUGUUUUUUUUUUUUUUUUACAGAAAUAUCCACUAGUUGUAAUGCUGGGUUGAAUAGGGUCUAAUGAAUGAAACCUGAAUCAGAAUGAUCACACCUACCUUCAUCUACAAUAUGGCUGCCUAUUCAGAGGUUUGUCUUUAUCAAAACUGGUCAUAUUAUAGAACUCUGACUACUGUAUCAAGUUAACAAAUCUAACUCUUUAGAAAAUACACAUUUGUAAUAGGGCUUAGCUAAAGGGACUCUGCCACUUUAAGAGGCAUUAGGAUUUUAAAUGAAGCAAUCAGCAGUUGAAAUGAUAAAGCGGUGACUCACCCUCGUUUCGGUAAAAAGCUGAGGAUGGGGCUGGAGAAAUGUAAGCACUCAAAUUCAGAUGGAUGCGAGGACUAUAUCAAAACUAUAGUUUUAAACAUGUUUUGAGGCUAUAUAGUGUUUGUUUACAUUUACUUUUUAUUCAAACACGAGUAAAACAAGCUUAUUCUGGGUUCUGUUGGCCAGGAGAUUUGAACUAAGCUCAUGAAACAUUAAGUUAUAUUCUUCAAGAAUCAAUAGGUACAUAUUCAUAAGUCAAAUGGAUGUAGCAACUGCUGAUUGCCCCUUUAAAGACGCACUUCCUUAGAAUAAACAUUUUAAAUGUAAUCUUUAGAUUUGCAAUAUUAAAGUAUUUUGUGCAUAGUUUUACUGUUGAUUUGGGAAAAGAAAUGUACAGAAUUAGUUUACAACUAUAAUUAGGGUUAAUAUAGAUUUUUUCAAACACAGGAAAAAAAGUUAUUUAAAACAAAGGACAAAUCCAAUACGACAGGUACCCUAUUGUUCUAAGUGCCAAUGUUGACACACACACACACAUAAUAUUAAAGUCCAAUGCAUCAGUUUCUCAACAUCAAAUAUUUUAUGGGCAACAAUUACCUUACUGAUUGUUUAAUCAAAUGUGUCAAAAAGCAACAAAAAUAGCAAUAUCUCAAUCAAUAAUUUUGCCAGGACUGUCAGGGAGUGGUCUGAGUGGGGAGGGGAAAACUGAAAAGGAGUUAGGUUUGGAAUUGUUUCUUAUUGGUCUUUUAACUAAUUUACCGCAUGGUGUCGCCAUAGAAGGCCAAAACUCCAUCCCACCAAAAUGGGCUUAAAUUUCAGGCAGUCUUUUCAAACAGCUCUUAAACAGAAAGGGCAUUAUCAUUUUCACAAUAUCAUUAUUCUUCCAACCUCUGGAUGGAUGGAUAAAAACACAUGAAAUCAAGUCUGACUGCACUGGACCUUUAACAAUAUCAAAAUACUUAACAAAGACGGAUUUAAGUUUCCCUCUAAGGCUUUGAUUUGCAAAUAGUCCAUGUCAUCAUCACUUCCCAACACUGAGUAAAGAAAACCCACGGAAAAAACAAAAUCAAACAAGACAUCAGCGUUAAAAACAGACUACAGAACAGCAUUGAGCCUAGCAUCUGGCCAUAUUACAAAAACACAUUACAAUUCAGUCGGGGGGGGGGGGGGGGG
Messenger RNA from Oncorhynchus nerka (sockeye salmon), 4090 nucleotides. Its product is annotated as major facilitator superfamily domain-containing protein 4A-like. Gene Ontology annotation, biological process: transmembrane transport. The transcript is spliced from 10 exons. Lineage: Eukaryota; Metazoa; Chordata; Actinopteri; Salmoniformes; Salmonidae. The record is from RefSeq and is a predicted model, not a curated record. The coding region runs from base 220 to 1713 and encodes 497 amino acids.